CAUGAUUCAGUGCAGGCUCGCAGAUGGCAAAACGACAUCAUUUCAGUUGCCCUGAGAGUAGAAGUUGCCGUCCACCCUGUCGAGAUUAAUCGUAGCUGCUCACACAAUGGCUGCUUUUAGCAUGGCUCUGGCGCGUGCCCUGCUAGGCUUCUCGGCAGGCCUGCAGUACAUGCUGGAGCCCUGGGUGCAGUACGAGGCGUACGACAUACACGUGGCCAACAACCUCAUCAGCGACGUGUGGGGCGCGGGGCUGGGCGUGUACGGCGGGCUGCACGUGCUGAUGGCGCACAACACCCUGAUGCGUGUGGGGAGCAGGUCACAUGCGGUGGAGUUCAACACCGGCAGCCGCGUGUGCGACGCCGACGCCGACGCCGCCCGCUGCCGCGCCCUGCGUCGCGGCGGCUACGGCGCCUGGGGCCCGGCCAGUGUGGGGGACAACCCGCCCGAUGACCUCGGCGUGGCCAUCCCCAGCCGCGAUGUGCUGUUUGUCAACAACCUGAUUGUUAACCCGCCGGACAACAGCACGCAGUGGCAGCACAUACAGAUCAUGCCCCCCCAGCCGGCUGCGGGGGGCGUGCCCGGCCCAUACGCGCGCGCUGACGAGGGCCUUGUCAUUGCCGGCAACCUGUUCUGGGACGGCGGCGCCGAUAAGGCCCUUGGGGUGGAGGACGCCGAAGAGCCCGGCUGCCCGCAGCAGGCCUUGAAGCCAGGGGAGGACUCGCCGCCGGGAUGCCGGGUGGCGCAGUUGCUACGGGACAACCUGUGGUCGGGUCCGGGGGCGCAGCCGGAGUGGGCGGGCGGCGCCGCAGCGGAGGGCCGCGGCGCGGAGGCGGCGCAUCUGGCGGCGGCGGUGUGGGCGGCGGGCGGCCUGGUGCUGCAACAGGGGAGCGCAAGCGCGGCGGCGGCGGUGCGGGUGCUGGUGGCGCCGCUGCCGCAGUUCCCGCCCUGGCCGGCGGAGCAGCUUGCGCCGCCCGGUGCGGCGGUGGUGGCGGAGUUGCUGUCAGACGUGUUGGGGCGGCAGCGCGGCGGCGGCUUCGAUGCGCCGGGCGCGUUCGCGCUUGAGGGCGCGCCGGCGGCGGCGCCUGGCCCUUCACCCCGACCCAGCUCCUCGCCACGCGCAUCGCCAACGCCCUCGGCUGCGCCUGCCCCACAUGCAGCACCAAAGCCCUCGCCGACUCCGGCGCUUGCGCCUUCAUCAUCACCUGCACCCAAGCCGUCACCCUCAUCCAAGCCGGCGCCCUCCCCAAAGCGGAGGAGGAACCCCAGAAAGUCUCCCAAACCGGCAAAGGGCCGCCGGUGAAGGGAAGGCACAGGCCGGAGGCAAGCCUUGAUUGAGUCGCGGUCGUCUGUGAUCAGCUAUUGCCGAUGUAGUGUUCUAUGAUUGAUUUGACCGUCAUGUCACACAUGAGUUACUGGGACGUGAUGCCGGCGGCGCUAAUGAAAUGUUUGUUGUGAGCAUGUGAAGGGGGCAUCUCGGGGGAGACCUGCUGGGGAGAUGUGUAUUAAUGGUGUCAUGGUGCAUUUCGAGUUUGGGAGUCUAGUGUUACCAGGGGUGCCCCCAUGGGUGUUUACCGUACGGCAUGUCAGCAUGUGGCUUGGGCCUGCGGUUGGGGGCCGGCUGAAGACGGUCAGAUACGGCCAUCCUGGUGCGCUCGGAGUGCGUUCGGUGGCCGUAUUUCCCAUCUGCGCUGUAGUCUGUAGAGGUCUCCCCAAAAUCCGCCGAAGGCAGAAGGAAGAUUUCGUUUUGGUAUUGGGGGCCGCGCAUCUACGGCGCGCAGACGUUCUUGGCGCGGAUCUAGCGGUAUCGUAGACGUUUUGGGGGGUUGGGGGGAGGGCUUGCCCCCCUACUCCCCUAGGUGAAAGUUUCCGGGCGUAGAUGCCGCGGGAGGGUUCAUCUACACUGUGUAGAUGCCGCGAGCCCAAGGGCAUCUACAAGAAACCGGCACGGAUUGCGUUGGGCAGGACUGCGUUCACGAUGGCGGUGACAGCGGCGAUGGGGGACUUGGCGCAGGACAAGGGGUGUCAGGAUCGUACAGGUUUGUACACAACGAUGGCUAUUUCUCUCAAGGGAAGAUUGGGCUGAGCCUACACACGCCACCUUGAGCAAUGUCUAAGGCUGAAGGUAUCGAAACUACC
This is a messenger RNA of Chlamydomonas reinhardtii, 2136 nucleotides long. RefSeq lists its product as uncharacterized. The coding region runs from base 107 to 1300 and encodes 397 amino acids. NCBI's taxonomy places the organism in Eukaryota, Viridiplantae, Chlorophyta, Chlorophyceae, Chlamydomonadales, Chlamydomonadaceae. The record is from RefSeq and is a predicted model, not a curated record. The transcript has 4 exons.